Messenger RNA from Phytophthora nicotianae INRA-310, 255 nucleotides. RefSeq lists its product as hypothetical. Bases 1 to 255 code for a protein of 84 amino acids. NCBI's taxonomy places the organism in Eukaryota, Oomycota, Peronosporomycetes, Peronosporales, Peronosporaceae. The transcript is spliced from 2 exons. The record is from RefSeq and is a predicted model, not a curated record.
AUGGACGCUGACGAUGAAGAGCUCGCGGAGCUGCUGCCCUCGCUCAGGGUAAAGAGGCGUAUGAAGAACGUUCUUGGUGAGCUGAAGGACGUUGAGUCCGUAUCCAAGGCGCUACAAGGCGGUGACGUCAACUUGCUUGUGCGAGUGUGGUUCGACAGUCUCAUCGCGAAAAAGGAGUUGUAUUCCACCUAUCUAGCUCCAAGAGCUAAAAUUGUUACAGCCCUGAGUUCGAGUCCGGCUGUGUCCGGGUGCUGA